Candidozyma auris is the source of this 939-nucleotide messenger RNA. RefSeq lists its product as uncharacterized. Lineage: Eukaryota; Fungi; Ascomycota; Pichiomycetes; Serinales; Metschnikowiaceae. The coding region runs from base 1 to 939 and encodes 312 amino acids. Gene Ontology annotation, cellular component: cytosol; cytoplasmic ubiquitin ligase complex. The record is from RefSeq and is a predicted model, not a curated record. The transcript has a single exon. Gene Ontology annotation, molecular function: Atg8-family ligase activity. Gene Ontology annotation, biological process: autophagy of mitochondrion; autophagosome assembly; nucleophagy.
AUGAGCAUCAGGUCAAAGCUUUCUUCACUUAGAGAGUACUUGACUCCGAUAAACAACGAGUCAAAUUUCCGCAAAACAGGCGAAAUCUCUCCCGAGGAGUUUGUCAAGGCUGGCGACUACCUUGUCUACAAGUUUCCCACAUGGAAAUGGGGCACCUGCCCCAAGAACUUGCAAAGGAAAUUCUUGCCUCCUGAGAAACAGUUUCUUGUGACAAGACAUGUGCCUUCGUACCAACGUGUAUCUUCUUAUUUGCCUGACCAAGAGGAAGAUUCUCUGGAAGCAGAGAACCCAGAUAGCGACGCUGAGUGGGUGCCUAGAGUGAACUCAACGCCAGUAAAUGCCAUGAAACAACAGCAACAGCAGCAGGACUGCCAGAACGACCUUGAUGAAUUGAUAGAAGAGAACGUGGAGGAUAAUGUUGGAGAUGACGAUGUUGAUGGGUACACACACAUCGAGUCAAACGAGCUGACACUCAGGAAGUACGAUUUGUACAUUUCGUAUUCGACCUCUUACAGAGUACCCAAAAUGUACCUUGUAGGCUUCAACGCCAAUGGAAUUCCGCUUUUACCAAAACAGAUGUAUGAGGAUAUCUCGGGUGACUACAAGGACAAGACCGCCACCAUUGAGACGUUACCGAUGUCCACCAACACCACGGCGGUGUCUAUUCAUCCAUGCAAGCAUUCGAGUGUGAUGAGGGUAUUUAUGAACCACGCAAAACUGAGAGCUGCUAAGAAGGAGGGCGGCGUAGAGGAGCUGCAGGUGGCAGAAGACUUUGAAAAGUUGGAUCUUCAGGACAGAUCUGGCGGUGAUGCCAAUGAGGGCUUAGAUGGUGAUGAGACGGGAGAAAUCAGAGUAGACUGGUACUUGGUAAUCUUCCUCAAGUUCAUCGCCAGCGUUACCCCAGGUAUAGAGUAUGAUUUCACCAUGGAUGCUCUUUGA